AACAAUGUUAUUUAUGUCUCUGGUUGCAGUAAAAAUUCAUAGUUUAUUAUAUGACAAAAUGUCCUUUGAUAUUGUUGGAUCAUCUUCAGGUUUAGCUUGCAAACGAUGAAUAUUGCUCACAAACUGUUUCUAUAUUCGCACAUUUCCGCAAUUAACCCAUCUGAAUCUGCCAAUUGAAGUUACAUAAUGUAAGCAAACCUAAGAGAGAUGGCUAAUUGUUAAUGGUCGUGUUUAGUGUAGGGAAUCCCACAAAUCGACAUUCUGAGGCGGACAUUUAAAUUCCUACUAGUAAUGGGGUCUGUCAGACUGAGCGGAGGUCUUCUGUUCCUGCUCUCAAUCUUGUACCCACAUGGCCAUUAUGCGUCGGUAUUUGCCAGAAAAGAAAACGACGAACUAAGAGAUCUCCACGUAGAACAGACCAGGAGGACGUGGGAUAAUGCCUCUCAGUCCUGUAACCUGUUUGGCUCUGAUAAGGCUCCAUCCUAUGUGGCCAGCGACCAGGAUAUUACGUUUUUUCGACACAAUCGCCCCAAAGCAACCAUCACACCUAGCCCAGAGGAUCUAUAUUGGAUAGGAGCCACCUCAACUUUCACUCCAUGGUUUGAACUCUUAGGAUGUCAUGUUUAUAUGCCAAUUGACAAUGGUUAUAUACGUACGUUGACGAGUCUCUCCAUGGUUAUCGGUCCUGUGGCUGAUUGUUACUUACAGUGUAAGAGCCAUUUUGGAGUCAACGACACACAUUGCUUCUGUCCCGAAAAAAUGGAAAAAGGGUUUCUUAACAGAACCUGUAGAUUGACUACAUCUAGUGUCUUUCAAAGUGACGUCAUUGGAACCAAUACAGUGGAAAGUUACUAUCCCCAGAUUGCAAUGUACAAAAUAUAUUACGGCUCCUUUGAUAUUAAAGAGAACUCUCUGGACGAGUGCUUGAGGAUUAAUACCUCUGAUGACGUCAGAACCUACCCAUGUGACACAGCAGACAGUACAGGCCGUACAUGGACGACAGCAAUCAUUGAGGGUAUGUCAUCAAACAAUGGCGGAUCGUUUCAGUGGACUAGCUUUCUGCGCAGGCGUAUCAUCCGCUGGACUCAAAGAACCACCAUCUUUUCGAACGGAUCAGCAUGUGUCAGUAUGAAAAAAAUACAAAACAAGAAAUACGAAAUGGUCCUAAGACCGUGUGACUACAAACUUCCUUCUAUUUGUCAAAGAAGGGAAGCAAACAACACAGAGAGAAGUACUCACCAGAUGGUGACGUCAUCAUUGACUGCAGAUCCUCUACGCCCAUCUAGCACUGUGUCGUCGUUUGUGGUAUCAACCUUGUACUCAGUAACUGAGAAUGAAUCUGGCUCACUUCCGGUGAUUGUAGGAGCAAUAGUAGGAGGGGCCGUGCUUCUCCUGAUCGUAGCGGGCAUCGGUAUCGUGAGACAGAGACGGCGGGCUCAUUCUACUCCACAACCCAAGUCCGUUGCAACAGAAAACGUUUAUUACAGCGAGUUGACUCGAAACAGUGAGGAUCACAUCGCGCAACAAAUAAGCAGUCACCGGUCCACGAACAACGAGUACGAUGAAACAUCGGGCCCCAUAACCAAGUCAACAGACAGAGCGACCGAGGGCUGUAAACUGCUACCGGUGAAUGACGAUGGAGUGUACAAUCACACCUGGGAUAAACCAAUGAAAGAGCAACAAUCAGAUCACGUGUACAGCACAGCUUGCAGCGGAAGUGAAUAUGAUUACAGUCAGGUACCAGGUACCAUCAGUGACGUGUACAACCACACUUGGGAUAAACCAAUCACAGAAGAGUUAACAGAUCACGUGUAUAGCACCACCGGGUCCGGAAAUGAUGCCAACUUAUACGAUAAUACAGUUUCAAAAGAAUCAAACUUAAGACAAAUGAAUAAUGAAAAUUAUAGCAGGUUCCAGUAAAUGUUCUACCGAACCUCUCUCUUUACUCCUUACUAAAAUUCUUACAGUAGUGAAGGAGAAACUCCAAGAGUACUGUACAACAAUAUACUCCAGACGUGGUAUGAGUCAUAUGUGGAUACUAAAAACUUUAAAGAAUUAUUAGAAACUUUAUUAGAAAUCUUACCAAAAUCAAUAACAUCAAAACGUACGAUUUUUCAACGCUUUAUACAGCCAUUUCCCCGUGACAAAUUAAAAUUAGGCUUUUUGAUCUCAUCGACAGUUGUUUCUUUAUUAAAAAUAGAAGUCGUUAAAAUGCUUACCUUGUCAUUAGAAAUCUAAAAAUUUUUUUUAGUUAAAACCAUUCUGAUUGCACACACAAGUACUCUGAAGCUGAUAUCAAAAAGAUAAGCUUAAGUUUCUGAUAGACAACAUAUACGUAGUUUUUGUAAAUGAAGUCUUCCAACAAUCUGCUGGAAUUCCCAUGGGUACCAAUUGUGCCCCAAUGUUAGCAGAUCUAGAUAUUGGACAUUGAUGGUUACCAAACAACAAAACUUUAUGAUAAACACAAUGUCUUCAAUUUUUCUAUAGUCAACUUUCCUUACUUAUAUAGCAAUAUACCUUCAUCACCUGCAUAUGGUGUUUUUGUCUAACAGUCAAUUCGAUACGCAAGGGCAUGCUCUUCGUAUGAACAGUUUCAAAGGCGAGGCAAGCUACCGACAAGUUAAAAAAGUAGGACUACAAACAGUUUCGUUUGAAGUCAUAUUUUCGUAAGUUCUGUGGUCGAUACAACGACCUUGUCAGCAAAUAAAUCUUCCACUGGGUCGCAUGCUGACUGAAAUAUUGGAUAUACUACCUUACUUUUUGAAGUUCAGUGUAUAAAAUUUAAACCUAAGUUGAUUUAUAUAUGGAUAAACACAACAUGGGAACAUAUUUAUUAUCCAUUUGUCAUAGAGGUACUGUAGAAAGCACAAGAAAUUAUUUAUUUUUGUGAACAGAUCGUCUUAUGUACCUUAUAUUUGAUAAAGAAUAUUAAAAAAAUCAAUUUACCAAAUUGUUGUAUAUGUUGAUUUAUUAAUUGAACCAAGUACGGACUUAAAAUGGCACAUAG
Molecule: messenger RNA, 3007 nt
Organism: Magallana angulata
Lineage: Eukaryota; Metazoa; Mollusca; Bivalvia; Ostreida; Ostreidae
Exons: 10
Coding region: 292-1920 (542 amino acids)
Source: RefSeq, a predicted model, not a curated record